This is a messenger RNA of Suricata suricatta (meerkat), 944 nucleotides long. RefSeq names its product proline-rich protein 2-like. The transcript has 3 exons. NCBI's taxonomy places the organism in Eukaryota, Metazoa, Chordata, Mammalia, Carnivora, Herpestidae. The record is from RefSeq and is a predicted model, not a curated record. The coding region runs from base 227 to 805 and encodes 192 amino acids.
CCAGCCAGACCGGACAGCGGGCUUUCCCGAACCCCGCCUCAUUUGCCAAGGAGGCGGAAACCGGGGGGAGGGGGGAGACGGCCAGGAGGAGUGGCAUCACGGCUCUGUACGGCCCCUCCGGCCAACCGGAUCCCGAGAAGGCGGAGAAAAGCAUUCUUCACGCCCCCUCCCUGCCGCGCCCCGAAGCCACACGCGGGAGACCCCUUCCUCGUCCCUCAACCCCAGCAUGCCAAUGCGCGGCUGCUCCGCCAAGGCCCCGCCCACCCCGGGAGGACAGGCGGGGUGGUCGACCACAAACAGCACUCAGCCAGGGCCGGCCCCGCCCCUUUCUCCACAAUCGCACGCGCGCGCCGGCCCCGCCCCUGAGCGGCGGCGCGAGAGCCCGCCCCCUCCGCGCGCACCGGGACUACGCUCUCCUCCCCCUCCCGCACGAAGAUUUACCCCGCUCCGCCCCCCACCCCCCUCACACAUCCACACACCUCCCGCCCGCCUGCUCUACGGGAAGCCGAGGAGACGACUUGCUGAAUCCCACCCCCAAGCCUCAACACUAUUGGAGGAAGCAGAGGAGCUCUUCACGUCUCAUUGGAGGACUCCACACAUCCCGCCCCGUGCAGUCUCAGCCACAGGCCCAACAAGUCGGCUCCCGCCCUCGCCGGUCAUCGCAUUGGAAGGCUACCCAUGGCUCUCUCGCUGCCCCAGGAAGCGGAGACGGCAAAGAAACCAGCGCUGGCAACAGGUGGGCCCGACUCCAAGAAUGGCUUCGAGCCACAAGGACAAGGCAGUAAACUGGGAACUUCAUGAGUAGCUAAGAGAUGAGAUCCAAGCCCUGCAGCAGGUCGGAGCUCUAAAAAUAAGACACACCAACUAAAGCGACCCUCGGGACAAACCUCUAGGAGGUUAGGAAGAAGCAACACUUCCACAGAACUUUCGAGGGUUACCUUUCA